This is a messenger RNA of Yamadazyma jaroonii, 2067 nucleotides long. Lineage: Eukaryota; Fungi; Ascomycota; Pichiomycetes; Serinales; Debaryomycetaceae. The record is from the annotation of a GenBank genome assembly.
AUGUUUGAUUUUGUUUCAACCAUAAAGAACCAGUCGAUAUUCACUAAUUAUUUGGAUAAAAUAAUCCCCGAUGGCGAAAGAAUAAACCCAGCAUCAAAUAAACUUGUAAUCGUCAAAAACCGUGAUGUUUUUUACGCCGUAGAGAAUAUUAUAAGGUGUUGUACAAUAAAUUCUCAAACCAAGAACUAUAGAAUCUUAAACACCGUCAAUUUCGCUAUUGAAGAGAUCAAUGGUAGUCCGCAAGGAACUUACCUUUAUGCCACUGAUUUCAAGAACUUGAUAGUGUGUGAAAUCCCCGAUAAGUUAUAUGCCAAAGAAAAUAAAAUCAUCACCAGUAGUUAUAAGUUCAAUAUCAUUGGAACCAUUAAAAAGGUCAUAUGGUGUAGUUUACAUCGAGGUUUAGUGGUAUUGAGUAAUGAUAACGUCGUAAGGAUGUAUAAAUUCGAAAACCCUAACCCUAUAUUAACAGUUGACUUGAAUGACCAAGUGAAAGAAUCAGUGACAUCGAUUUCCUUUGGUUCUAAUGAUAAUUUGAUCGGUUCCAUGACUUUAUAUAUCACCACUUCAUCCAAGGUUUAUGCUAUUUAUCCAUUUUUACCUGAAGAUAUCGAUACUGAUGUAGAGUCCAUAGACUUGGCUAUUAAAGAGACUAACGAAUUAUUGAAAUAUGUAAGUUCUCUUUAUGAAAGAGAUGAUUUGAUUAAAUCCAUUGAAGACCAAUUAAACUUACUCAAAUUCAUGAAAGAUGAAGGCAAAGUGAAGUCAAAUUUGAAUAAACCUUGUGUUCAAGGACCUUUGAUUGAUCUUGAAAUGAAGAUUAAUGAUAUUUCCCUUAUUGGGUCCAAUAAAAAUGUUUCUAUGUUGGCUGUGGUAGGUAAUGAAGAUACUACCAUUAAAUACUUAUCACAAUUGAAACCUUUAGUGAUGAAAUUCGAAAAUUCAUCAUCUUUAGUUUCUCAUAUCUAUGGCAAUGCAAUAAUAACCAAAGAUGUUCAUGAACAUUAUGAAAAACCAUCACAAGGUUUCGGAUAUAUAGAUGAUUCCGAAAGUGAUGAUGAAGAAGAAGAGUUCCAUUUCUGGAAGAAUAAUUUCAUCUCCAUAGAUUUAUUGACUACUGAUAUUUUGAAUGAAACCAUUAAAGAUCCUAAAAUCAUCUUAACUGAUAAAUUAUUGAUCAAAGGUUCUAAUGGAAGUGUUAUUGUGUCCAAUGAUUGGAUAAAGAUGUUCUAUAAUUAUUUAAGUUACGACAUUGUCAAUUGUUAUCAGUUCAUCACACAAACGGAAUCAAUAGCAUUGAUCUCUGAUGAUAUUACAUUCACAGGUGAUUAUGUUAUCACUAUAAAUAACGAUAAACCUGAACUUAACAAAAUAUCCGAACCAGAAAUCAUCAAUGACAAAUUGAUACUCAAAGACACUGUGAUUGAAGUUAAGAAUGAUAGACCUCAAGAUACUUUAAUUGAGCAAAUUGAAGCUAUGACCAAAUCUUUAACCAAUAUCAACAUUGACACCAUCAAUGAUAAAGAUGAUGAUUUAUCAUUAUUAAAGAAAGUCAAUUCAUUCUCAGUUGAUUCUAUCAAAAAAAUUGUACAAUAUAGUAAAAUCUUAAUUACCUUGAAUUAUAAGGUAACUAAUGAAAUCAAAGAACUCACUAAUCAAGUUCAUCUUCUUGAAGAUAUAAAAGUUAUUGAAAUCAGUGAUGAAAAGCUUAAGAAACUUGAUACUCUUAAGAGUCGUCAAAAAGAUUUGAGUGUAAGGUUGAAGAAAUUACAUAGUAAAUUAACCAAUAAGAUUGAAGAGAUCAAAAUCCAAAAAAAUGUCCCAUUAUCCAAUACUGAACAAGCAUGGGUUCAAGAAAUUGAAGUUUUGACGAAGAACGACCCUUCAAAGAAUAUCAAAGAUUUGGAAAAUCAAGUAAAUUUGAUCAAAUCCAAAUUUAAUCAACGUUUGGAGAGUAAAAUAUCCGUCAAAGAAUUGGCAUUAUUGAAAAAUAUCUUCAAAGAUCAAUCUGACCGUUUAAACGGUUUAAAAAAUUCAUUUGAAUCUUUGAUUUCAGAUGUUAAUGCAUAA